This is a messenger RNA of Dama dama (fallow deer), 2264 nucleotides long. It is a transcript of the gene SPARC, whose product is annotated as secreted protein acidic and cysteine rich. The record is from RefSeq and is a predicted model, not a curated record. The coding region runs from base 168 to 1079 and encodes 303 amino acids. Gene Ontology annotation, biological process: anatomical structure development. Gene Ontology annotation, molecular function: extracellular matrix binding; protein binding; collagen binding. The transcript is spliced from 10 exons. NCBI's taxonomy places the organism in Eukaryota, Metazoa, Chordata, Mammalia, Artiodactyla, Cervidae.
ACACAGGAGGAGGAGGGACCGCGGGGUGGAGGGGGAGACAGACCCAGCCCAGAGCUCUGAGUGGCUUCCUGUUGCCAGGCUCUAAGCCCCUCACAUUCCUGCAGACCUUCAGACUGCCCGGAGCUCGCCUGCUGCCUGCCUGCCCGCCACUGAGGGUUCCUAGCAUCAUGAGGGCCUGGAUCUUCUUUCUCCUUUGCCUGGCCGGGAGGGCCUUGGCAGCCCCUCAACAGGAAGCCUUGCCUGAUGAGACAGAGGUGGUGGAAGAAACCGUGGCCGAGGUGGCCGAGGUACCUGUGGGAGCCAACCCCGUCCAGGUGGAAGUAGGAGAAUUCGAUGAGGGUGCCGAGGAAACUGAGGAAGAGGUGGUGGCUGAGAACCCCUGCCAGAACCACCACUGCAAACACGGCAAGGUGUGCGAACUGGAUGAGAACAACACCCCCAUGUGCGUGUGCCAGGACCCCACCAGCUGCCCUGCCCCCAUUGGCGAGUUUGAGAAGGUAUGCAGCAAUGACAACAAGACCUUCGACUCUUCCUGCCACUUCUUUGCCACCAAGUGCACGCUGGAGGGCACCAAGAAGGGCCACAAACUCCACCUGGACUACAUCGGACCUUGCAAAUACAUCCCACCCUGCCUGGACUCCGAGCUGACUGAAUUCCCACUGCGCAUGCGCGACUGGCUCAAGAACGUCCUGGUCACGCUGUACGAGAGGGACGAGGACAACAACCUCCUGACCGAGAAGCAGAAGCUGCGAGUGAAGAAGAUCCACGAGAACGAGAAGCGCCUGGAGGCUGGCGACCACCCUGUGGAGCUGCUGGCCCGGGACUUCGAGAAGAACUACAACAUGUACAUCUUCCCGGUGCACUGGCAGUUUGGGCAGCUGGAUCAGCACCCCAUUGACGGGUACCUGUCUCACACCGAGCUGGCCCCACUGCGUGCCCCCCUUAUCCCCAUGGAACACUGCACCACCCGCUUUUUCGAGACCUGUGACCUGGACAACGACAAAUACAUUGCCCUGGACGAGUGGGCCGGCUGCUUCGGCAUCAAGGAGAAGGACAUUGACAAGGACCUCGUGAUCUAAAGCCACGCCUCCUCCUGCAGAACCCGAUUCUCUCUCUUUGACCUUCCCCCUCCUGUUUUCCCCAAUGUUUAAAAUGUUUGGAUGGUUUGUUGUUCUGCCUGGGGUCAAGGUGCUAAUAUAGACUUAAACGAAUACAUUAACGGUGCUAAACAUAGACAUUUUAACCCAAGUCACGACAUUCUUAGCUGUAACUCAGCUAUCACGGCCUCUUGCUCACCCACUAAUGGUCCCAUUUUCCCCUUGCCGUGUGCACCUCUGCCCAUUGUCUUGGUGGCACAUGGGUGGAACACUUGAUCUGCUCGAGUCUGCCUUCAACACACGUUGCAUCUUCAGAUUUUCUACUUUUCUGCUUGAAACUAAUAUUCACCAAGUCAGACUUUGUGUUAACUUUAUUUCAGGGUAUUGGCUGCCAGGGGGUCAUUCCUAAGUGGCCUGAAGAUGGACAAAGGGAAGUAACAGGCACGUGAUGUUGGCAAGGAUGCUUCUAGGGCUAGAGGAUCAGUGGUGGGAGAGACCUGCAGAAUCUACCAGCCAGAACCACAGAUAACAAAUCUUGUGGUCAGGGGCUGUGACUGAGAGAAGGAAAUUGAGGCUAUGUUCUGGAAGUACAUAAACUCUCACACAAACCCAGUUCUUCACCAUUUCCCCUUCUCACUUUGCAGUGCCAUUUCUUUUUGCAUUAGGCAAUUUGCUCAGACUUUUCAGAGCCAUGGCCCAUCCGUUCUCUGGAAUCCCCCACACCUCUGAGAGGUGGAUCACCACAUCCUGCAGGGCUGCUCCCCUCCAAACUACCUUAAGGAGAUGCAGGACAGGGAGGCUGUUUCAGCCAGAAAGACCAAAAUCAAGAGCGAGGUGCAGAACGUGGUAAAACAGAAAAAGGGCAGGUGGCAAAUUGGUUUUCUUUUGGGUUUUCUGUUUUCUUUUUUCACAUCUGGAUGGCUGUCACCAGAGAUCUUUCCUUCAGUCGCUAGCAUGUUCCUCCUCUUCUCCCCUCCCCACUUUUUCUUUCUAUUAAUCAAAAGAAAUUUCAAAAUCAAUGGGAUGGUCGGAUCUCACAGGCUGAGAACUCGUUCACCUCCAAGCAUUUCAUGAAAAAGCUGCUUCUUAUUAAUCAUGCAAACUCUUGCCACGAUGUGAAGAGUUUGACAAAUCUUUCAAAAUAAAAAGUACUGAUUUAGAAACUGC